AUGGAUGGAAACUAUUGCUCUCCUAUUCCCCUAUUUUCAGGAGCUACAGAGCGGCUUAAUUUUAAUGUGCAGAAAUUUGCCAUUAUUGCCGGAAGUUCAGUCGGCGCACUUGCUCUACUUUUAUCAAUCAUCACUUAUUACUUUGGAAAAAAUCGCAUAUUGCAAUACUUGAGGAAAAAUAGUAGUAAUUCGAAUGUGGAGCAAUUCCUACUCAACCAUGCAUCUCAGUCACAAAAGAGAUAUAGCUACUACGAGAUCAAGAAAAUGACCAAAUUCUUCAAAGACAAGGUUGGGCAAGGAGGAUAUGGCAUUGUCUACAAAGGUGAGCUACUCGACGGUCAACCUGUUGCGGUCAAGGUCUUAACCGAUACUCGCGACGACGACGCGCUAGAAUUCAUCAACGAAGUUGCAAGUAUCAGUGAAACCUCCCAUGUCAACAUUGUGAGGCUCUUAGGGUUUUGCUUCGAGAGAAAGAAAAGGGCUCUAGUCUAUGAAUUCAUGCCCAACAAAUCAUUGGAUAAGUUCAUUUCAAGUCCAGAAUCUUCGUUGGGGUUGGACAAGCUAUACGUGAUUGCGCUUGGGGUUGCUCGCGGCCUUGAGUAUAUGCACACAAGUUGCAACACGAGGAUCCUGCAUUUCGACAUCAAGCCUCAGAAUAUACUCUUGGACGAAGAUUUUUGCCCCAAGAUCGCUGAUUUUGGGCUUGCGAAACUGUUCAAGAAGAAGCAGAGCAUGAUAUCACUGCUCGGGACGAGAGGGACUAUAGGGUACAUUGCUCCUGAAGUAUUCUCUAGAAACUUUGGGGUAGUUUCUCACAAGUCGGAUGUGUAUAGCUAUGGAAUGAUGCUUCUUGAAAUGGUGGGAGCGAAAGAGAUGGCUAAAACGACCGAGCCUAUAAUCCAAUCGAGUGAAAACUAUUUUCAUGAGAGUGUUUAUGAGGUUGUAUUGGCGAAGAAGGAGAAGAUUGAUGAUGUGAUGAGAGAUGAGAAAGAAGAAAGUAAAAUGAAAAUGUUAAUGGUGGGGGUUUGGUGCAUUCAGACGGCUCCAUCGGAUAGGCCGUCGAUAAGUAAGGUUGUGGAGAUGUUACAAGGGAGUGUGGAGUCUAUAGAGAUGCCUCCGAAGCCAUCUUUCCCUUCUGCUCCGCUGCUUGAAUCACUACAGUUUUCAUCUUCCAUGCAUAUGGAGACACAAUAGUUAUCAUUUUUAAAUUGUGAACGUCUCAAAAUAGCAAAUUAUGACA
Messenger RNA from Salvia splendens (bonfire salvia), 1240 nucleotides. RefSeq names its product LEAF RUST 10 DISEASE-RESISTANCE LOCUS RECEPTOR-LIKE PROTEIN KINASE-like 2.4. Gene Ontology annotation, biological process: protein phosphorylation. The transcript has 3 exons. The coding region runs from base 1 to 1194 and encodes 397 amino acids. Gene Ontology annotation, molecular function: protein kinase activity; ATP binding. The record is from RefSeq and is a predicted model, not a curated record. Lineage: Eukaryota; Viridiplantae; Streptophyta; Magnoliopsida; Lamiales; Lamiaceae.